Messenger RNA from Entamoeba histolytica HM-1:IMSS, 336 nucleotides. RefSeq lists its product as uncharacterized. The record is from RefSeq and is a predicted model, not a curated record. Lineage: Eukaryota; Evosea; Mastigamoebida; Endamoebidae. The transcript is spliced from 2 exons. The coding region runs from base 1 to 336 and encodes 111 amino acids.
AUGGAAACAGAACCAAUUCCUAUUGUUGAUGUACAAGAUUUUGGAAAUUACUUUGAUAAAGUCGUACGUGUAUUUGGUAAAGUACAAGCAUCUCAAGGAGAGCCAGGUGAAAUUGGAAUGAAUGUUAAUGGGGUUGAAAUAACAAUUACACAAGAAAAUAUAUGUAUUCCAAGUUGUGACAGUGAAACAUUAUUUGAUAUUACUGGACUAGUAAAAGGAGAAAACAGCCUUGAUCUAUUAUCCUGUGAACAAUGUGACUUUAGUGAUAAAAUCUAUGAGGCAUUAACGUCUAUUAAAAAACUUGAAGAAUAUAAAGAAAUAUUUGAGUCUAAUUGA